Messenger RNA from Microthlaspi erraticum, 1389 nucleotides. The record is from the annotation of a GenBank genome assembly. Lineage: Eukaryota; Viridiplantae; Streptophyta; Magnoliopsida; Brassicales; Brassicaceae.
AUGGCGAUACAUUUAUACAAAACUUCUACCCCGAGCACACGCAAUGGAGCCGUAGACAGUCAAGUGAAAUCCAAUCCACGAAAUAAUUUGAUCUAUGGGCAGCAUCAUUGUGGUAAAGGUCGUAAUGCCAGAGGAAUCAUUACCGUAAGGCAUAGAGGGGGAGGUCAUAAGCGUCUAUACCGUCACAAUCAUGGCGUUGAGUCAAGCCAAUCUCCAAUGAGGCCCACUUCUCAGACUCUCAAUGAUGUGACUGUUGUGGAGCCUCUGGCGAUUUUGGGUUAUCCAAAGUUCACGACUUUUCGAUUUCGAGUGCCUCAACGGCCACCUUCUUUGAAACAACCUGUGUCAAAUGGAACCUUUACAGCCCAAGAUGAUAGUAAAACAGUCUCAAAGGGAAUCAUCUUGGCAUUUGUUGUUCUUGCUACUGUUAUCGUCUUGGUGCUGCUUGCUCUGGGAUUUGCUGUUUGCAGGAGGAGGAAGUCACACCAAUCAUUUUAUUGUCAGUCUGGUAUUGAUAUUACAAGUACACAGUCACUGCAAUUUGAUUACAAGACAAUCGAAACUGCAACAAAUAAGUUUUUAGAGAGCAACAAGAUUGGCCGUGGUGGAUUUGGAGAAGUUUUCAAAGGCGUUCUUCCAGAUGGGACAGAAGUGGCAGUGAAGAGGCUGUCAAAAACCUCAGGACAGGGCGGAGAAGAGUUCAAGAACGAGGCUGUUCUGGUGGCAAAGCUUCAACACAGAAAUCUGGUCAGGCUUCUCGGAUUUGUUCUAAAAGGAGAAGAGAAGAUACUUGUGUACGAGUUUGUCCCCAAUAAAAGCCUCGAUUACUUCCUUUUCGACCCUUUAAAACAAGGCUUGGUGGAGUGGAAAACACGUUACAGUAUCAUUGGAGGGAUUGCUCGAGGAAUUCUUUAUCUUCAUCAAGAUUCACGACUCAUAAUCAUACACCGUGACCUCAAAGCGAGUAACGUGCUCCUAGAUGCAGACAUGAACCCAAAAAUUGCAGAUUUUGGAAUUGCUAGGAUCUUUGGGAUGGACCAAACUCGAGCUGAAACGCGUAGGAUAGUUGGAACCUAUGGUUACAUGUCUCCAGAAUAUGCAAUGCAAGGCCAUUUCUCCAUGAAGUCUGAUGUCUAUAGCUUUGGAGUCUUAGUUCUCGAGAUUAUAAGCGGCAAGAAGACUAGCAGCUUAGACCAGACAGACGGUAAUAUUAGCAACUUGGUCACAUAUGCAUGGAGGCUUUGGAGAGAAGGUUCACCAUUAGAGCUAGUGGAUCCGGCCAUUGGAGAGAACUAUCAUAGCAAUGAAGCAACAAGAUGCAUCCAUAUUGCACUGUUGUGUGUUCAAGAAGAUCCUGCAGAUCGUCCGACUUGCCUUCAAUUACUUUAA